This is a messenger RNA of Lineus longissimus, 2766 nucleotides long. RefSeq names its product phosphatidylinositol 4,5-bisphosphate 5-phosphatase A-like. Gene Ontology annotation, biological process: phosphatidylinositol dephosphorylation. Gene Ontology annotation, cellular component: plasma membrane; cytoplasm; ruffle. The record is from RefSeq and is a predicted model, not a curated record. The coding region runs from base 15 to 1223 and encodes 402 amino acids. Gene Ontology annotation, molecular function: phosphatidylinositol-4,5-bisphosphate 5-phosphatase activity. Lineage: Eukaryota; Metazoa; Nemertea; Pilidiophora; Heteronemertea; Lineidae. The transcript has 12 exons.
CUCCAUAAAGCAAGAUGGCCGCAUUUGAUAGAAAUUCUCGGAUUCAUGUGGCGACAUGGAAUGUCGCGGAACAGGGACCACCGAUUAACUUCGACUCAUGGCUGGGAUUAACCGGGGAGACCGCACCGGAGCUUAUGGCUGUCGGAUUACAGGAAAUGGCAGAUGAAACCCAGUGGUCAAAUAGGAUAUUAUCUUUUCUGACUAGCAAAGGAUAUGUACGAAUUAAAACAAGAACUCUAGGAUGGCUGCUGACACAAGUUUUUGUCAAGAGGACAAAACUGCUCGAUGUUUCAAAUGUAGAAUCAGAAAGUACCAAGACAGGAUUUGGUGGUUUAAUUGCUAAUAAAGGAGGUGUCAGUAUCAGACUUGACUACUGUGGUGUCAACUUGAUCUUUGUCAACUGCCAUCUCACUGCCCAUGACCCCAAGGUUAAAGAGAGAAUUGAGGACUACAUGGAUAUACUUGAUGCUCAGAAAUUUCGGGACUCUGAUGUGGACUUCAUUCUUGAUCAUGAUUAUGUUUUCUGGAUGGGAGAUUUAAAUUUCCGUAUCGAUGACUUGGACAAGACUGAGAUUGAACAUAGAGUAAAGAAAGGAGAGCUUCAAACUAUGUGGCCUCAUGACCAGCUCAACAAAAGUAGAAAAGAAGAAAUCAUCUUUGUUGACUUUGAGGAAGGCCCACUAAAUUUUGAUCCAACAUAUAAAUACGAUAUAGGAACAGAUGACUAUGACUCAAGUGAAAAACAACGAAAACCUGCCUGGACUGACCGAAUCUUGUGGAUGACACAUGAAGAUUCCUUUAAAGAUGUUACUCUCUCUGCCCAACAACUUUAUUAUAGAAAUUAUCAAGAAUACAAAAACAGCGAUCAUAAGCCUGUCAGUGCUGGCUUUGAAAUUAAGGUAUUGAAUGAGAGUCCCUCAAUGCCAGUCCAGUUCACCACUGUGUGUGAUUGGAAGCCUGGCCAGGAUAACGAAGCAAACUAUUCUGUUAGUGGUGACUUGGAGGUUUCAACAUGGGAUUGGAUAGGCUUAUAUCGAAGUGACUUCAAGCACCCAGAGGAUCACCUGACCUAUGAGUGGGCAAAACCACAGGAGAAAAAUGACGAGUCCGAGAUAAAGUUUGGUGGCAGCUACACAGCAAAGCUUACUGGGAGAUUUGUCUUGGCCUAUUUCAAUCGGAAGAAGAACUAUUUGGUCGGUUAUAGCAAUGAAUUUGAUAUCUGAGAGUGAGGUGGCGGCUCUGUGAUGUGGAGAUAAGAGGGACCAAUGUGCUGCUGAAUUGUCAAGAAACCGUUUACCUCAGGACAUAAUACCUGCUGAAGUAGUAUAAUAUUUGAGAGGGGUGAUAGAGGGUUAUGCCCUAAGCCCAUUAUGUUCCUAACUCUGGUGCUGGUUUUCUUAUAAAGCAGUCAACUGUUGGGAUGAACAUGCUCAUUCAUCUCCGAUCCCUGUACAAUAAUAGUUCUUACCAAGAAGAUCCUUGAAUGACUUUUUUACCAAAACACCAAUUACUCUAAGAGAACUUGUUUGUAUAUCAUCUUUUGAUUUAGUAUUGUCUUGGUAACAAUGAUAAUGCUAAAGUCAUGCUUUUAGUGAAAACUCUAGUGUAAAUAGUAGCCGGUUAAAUGGAGUGAAAUACAUGUAUAUGAGCAAUUAAAUCUAAAAUUAUAUCGGACAUUUUAUGACCUGCUGUCUGUGAACAUAACCUCAUGUUAUCUCUUAAUGAUGUACUUUGCUAUGAAACUUUGAUUUCCGGUUCAACUCAAGAGGAUGGGGGGGGGGGAGGGGCUCAAACUUUGUAUUGGGAAAUUGAAAGAAACGAGUUUGAAGGUGUCCCAAGAAACUUCUACAUGUAUUCGGAUAUAACCGAAGCUGUGAGGCGAAAGUUCUUAGAGGACUGAGCGGUGUUGGCUUGAAAAUUGUUAUCUGUUUCAAAUAAUCUGAGUCUGUAUUUUGUGAGUAUCGUUGGCUCCCAAUCACAAUCGCGAUGAAGGGAAUUGUUGGGGUUUAGUCUGAAAAUCCAGUAGGAUCAGGACUGAUGUUGGUUGUAAGAAGUCAUAUCAUGCAUUUGUAUUCGGGUAAAUGUAGAAUACAAUAGGCUAGUGUAUCUUUACAGUUAUUCCACCUAUGCACUCCAUGUCUGUGUGAUCAUAGUUCUUUCUGACAUAUCAAAUCUGACAGAAAACUCUUGAUUUUACUGAAAUUAUAUAUAUUAUGAUCAUGAGAGAGAUUAUUUUGCAAAGUCUACAACAUGUAGAUGGUAUAUACACGUAGUAUGAAUAAUUCCAGAUUGAUGGUUUUUCUCACCUUGCUUCAAGGAUUGUUUUAUCAUGAUCAUGGAUCGAACUUGAUUUGUUAAAUUCUAGCUUCAAAAUUUCAAAUUGAUUUAUGCUAUGGGGGGUAUUAUAUCAGCCUUUCUAUUUCAGAUGUGUGAGAGGUGGAAUUAGAAUAUGAGCCUAGCUUAGGGAAACAAAUACAUUACAUGUAUUUGGUGUCCUCGGUUUUCUGGUCUUUUGUUCUCUUAUCAAAAAUGUGCUAAUAUUGUAGAUAUUCUCCCUUUAAAAGUACAUGGUCACAUGCAGUAUUUAUGUAUUGAUAUUCAAUGUUAUAGGUGAUAUGUUCUUUAUUAUGACAUGACACAGUAUAUGUAAUGAUUAUUACAGAGUAUUUUUGCACAUGAGAUUUUGUUCACUUUUAUUUAGGGAUUUGUAUAGAGCUAUUUUGUAAUUAUUGGAGAAGGCAUUAAAACUUUACAACUUUUGAAAAA